GAGAUGCAAUGGGGGAGAGAAAAUGCAAAAGGGCCGUUGAAAUGAAGUUUUUGUCCUUUUGGGGUUGAGCGAGGCGUGGAAGAAGGAGGAAUGUGGUGAAGGGGGCUGCAUGGUUUUGGGGUUCGGAUGACUCAAAGCAACAGCUGAAAAAACAACAACUUUGGAGGCCAGAGAAAGCGGUGGGAGGAGGGAGGUUUCCUGGAAAUCUCGAGCCAGGAGGAGGCUGGAUGACCCCCCCCCCCCAAAAAAAAAAAAUGUCCACCCAUUUCUGGAGAAACUUCCAUGGGUGUUUCCCACUCAGACUUCAACCCGGCUCCAAGGAGGCUGGACUUUCUCCUCCCUACGUGUUGUUUACCAUCUGGCCGAUGCCCUUUUUGCUUUGGGAGGGGUUUUAUUCCCCUGCAGAAUUUGAAUGUGCAGCUGGGUUUGCGGAGGGACCAGAAUGGAGGGGUGACUUUUCUGCUGCCCAGUUACCUGUUGCCAUGUCCCACCGCUCAAAAAAAUCUGCCGGGAGGGGAGAAGAUGGAUCGUGGCCCUGAUGGCGUUUAAACAGGUGCUUAAAAGCAACAUUCUAGAAGACUGAAGAGCGGAGGGCUGAGUUACCUAAACUCUUUUCCUGGAUUACACCUUUAUUUUCUCUCCGAAGGCAGGACGACAAAGGCAGUUUUGAUGUUUUGUGUGGCCCCUGUUGGACCUGGGCCCAUCAUGAAUGUCACAAAGGGUGGCCUGGUCCUCUUCUCGGCCAACUCCAACCCCUCCUGCAUGGAGCUCUCGAAAAGGAUUGUGGAGCGCCUGGGUGUGGAAAUGGGCAAGGUUCAGGUGUACCAGGAGGCAAACAGAGAAACGAGGGUGCAGAUCCAGGAGUCUGUGAGGGGCAAAGACGUUUUCAUCAUCCAGACGGUUUCCAAGGACGUGAACACCAUCAUCAUGGAGCUGCUGAUCAUGGUCUACGCCUGCAAGACCUCCUGCGCCAAAAGCAUCAUCGGCGUGGUGCCCUACUUCCCCUACAGCAAGCAGUGCAAGAUGCGGAAGCGGGGCUCCAUCGUCUCCAAGCUCCUGGCCUCCAUGAUGUGCAAGGCAGGGCUGACUCACCUGAUCACCAUGGAUUUGCACCAAAAGGAAAUCCAGGGCUUCUUCAACGUGCCGGUUGACAACCUGAGGGCAUCGCCGUUUCUGCUCCAGUACAUCCAGGAAGAGAUUCCUGACUACAGGAACGCUGUGAUUGUGGCCAAGUCUCCUGCCUCUGCGAAGAGGGCGCAGUCGUUUGCCGAGCGUCUGAGGCUGGGUAUCGCCGUCAUCCACGGAGAGGCUCAAGAUGCCGAGUCCGAUCUGGUGGACGGGCGCCAUUCGCCCCCAACUGCCAAAAGCGCCGCUGCCAUCCACCCCAGCUUGGAGAUCCCCAUGCUGAUUCCGAAAGAGAAGCCGCCCAUCACUGUGGUUGGAGACGUCGGGGGGCGAAUAGCCAUCAUUGUGGAUGACAUCAUCGACGACGUGGACAGUUUCCUCGCGGCUGCAGAGACCCUGAAGGAGCGAGGCGCCUAUAAGAUUUUCGUCAUGGCCACCCACGGCCUCCUCUCCUCCGACGCCCCCCGGUUGAUAGAGGAGUCGGCGAUCGAUGAGGUUGUGGUGACCAACACCAUUCCUCACGAGGUCCAAAAGCUUCAGUGCCCCAAGAUUAAGACGGUGGACAUCAGCCUGAUCCUCUCGGAGGCCAUUCGCAGAAUCCACAACGGGGAAUCCAUGUCGUACCUUUUCAGAAACAUAGGGCUGGAUGACUGACGGUCGCUUGGGGGUGGGCUUGAAGGAAAAGGAGAGAAGGAGGUUUUGGUUUUUUUAGGGGCCAAACUGGAUACGGGACAGAAACCCAGCUGUGAAACUUUUUGUGGCUUCAUCUCUGUAUGUCAAUGAGACCCCCUUUUUUUUUUUAUUAGGUGGCUUUUAUCCCCUUCCCCCUUCUUCCCUUUCUUUCCGGUGGUUUAAAUGGAGUGGACCAAAUCCCCAGAGCUAUUUCCCUUGCGAUUUUGUUUUCGGGAAAGAGAAAGGAUUUCAUAAAAAAGUUUUAAAUUAAAAACCAACGACCCUCUUUUCAACUUCUAGGGACGGUCCGGUUAGCUGCGCUCUUUUGCAGCCAAGACUCCCUCCCAGGCAGAGGUUUUCCUGCUGCAGCUUCGUUGCAAGGAACCCAGGCGGGGAAACCUGGCCUCGUUGAUGGUUUUCCUCUUUUUGGGGGGUGGGUGGGUAGGAGGGAUUUGGGGGUGAUCUUGGCGGCAGGAAGGAAUGCACCUCAAGGACAUUUUAUUUCUAGCAUGGAUCCGGAACUGGGACGGACCCAUGUUCAUAAGACUAUUUUGUCCCAGCAAAUAGGAAGAGUCCUGCACUCCAUUAGAACAGUUUUUCUCAAGCUUGUCUGCUUUAAGAGGGGUGGACUUCAACUCCCAGAAUCCAAGCUGGCUGGGGAAUUCUGGGACUUGAAGCCCAUCCAUCUUAAAGCGGCCAGGCUUGGGAAGUACAGCCAUAGAGCUUGAGAUAAAGGCAGCCGUGUCAGACUCUGCUCUUUGUCACGUGAAAAUAGCCGCUUCGCACAAAACGCGGUUGCCCACGUGGGAGGGAAAUGAAGGGAAGCGGCUGUUUUCAGAGGAGUUGAAUCCUGGAGUGGCCAAGCUUGGGAAACGCUGCCUUAGAGCUUGGGAUGAAAGCAGCCAUGUCAGACCCGGCUGCUUGGGAUUGAAAGCAGCCGCUUCUGUUCAUCUCCAUCCCUCGUACGCAUCUUUAGGUUAUCGUUCCAUGAGAUUCGCACAGGAGGCAUUCUGCGGCAUUACUGGAAGACGAGGUACCCCAUAAUCUUCCUUCCUGCGCCUCCCAGCUUGCUUUUCAAGUGCUUUUGUGUGUUGUUCGACAAACGGUAGCUACGGCAUCGAGUUUGUGUCCGAGACCAGCCAAACAAGAAAACCACACCGUUGUAUGCAAUUCCGUGAUGUUGUGUUUUUUUUUGUAAACAUGCUUUUAUAGGGGGGGAAAAAAACCACAAGGAACGUGCACUGGUAUUUAUUUUCUGGCACAAAUAAAACAACUCUGGUUUUGCAU
Notechis scutatus (mainland tiger snake) is the source of this 3084-nucleotide messenger RNA. RefSeq names its product phosphoribosyl pyrophosphate synthetase associated protein 2 (gene PRPSAP2). Gene Ontology annotation, cellular component: ribose phosphate diphosphokinase complex; cytoplasm. Lineage: Eukaryota; Metazoa; Chordata; Lepidosauria; Squamata; Elapidae. The record is from RefSeq and is a predicted model, not a curated record. Gene Ontology annotation, biological process: purine nucleotide biosynthetic process; 5-phosphoribose 1-diphosphate biosynthetic process. Gene Ontology annotation, molecular function: ribose phosphate diphosphokinase activity; ATP binding; magnesium ion binding.